Messenger RNA from Labeo rohita (rohu), 2212 nucleotides. It is a transcript of the gene srd5a3, whose product is annotated as steroid 5 alpha-reductase 3. Bases 134 to 1063 code for a protein of 309 amino acids. Gene Ontology annotation, biological process: dolichol-linked oligosaccharide biosynthetic process; polyprenol catabolic process. Gene Ontology annotation, molecular function: 3-oxo-5-alpha-steroid 4-dehydrogenase activity. Gene Ontology annotation, cellular component: endoplasmic reticulum. The transcript has 5 exons. Lineage: Eukaryota; Metazoa; Chordata; Actinopteri; Cypriniformes; Cyprinidae. The record is from RefSeq and is a predicted model, not a curated record.
AGCACAUAUUACCUGUAGGCCAUGUAGAGGUGGUGUUUAUUAGCAAAUCCCUGAAUGAGUGGAACCUAAAAUAUCCAGUAUUUGUUUCCUUCGGUAUCUUUACACGAGCGUACAACACUAUGAUGCUGCUGCGAUGCUCGACCUUAUAGCAAUAGUUAAUGUAAUAUGGUUUUUGUUAGCGCUAUGUUUUAUAAUAGCCUUUUGUCUCCAUAAGUUUUCACUGCAACUGCCUGACAGCCUCGAGCACGUGUUUCAGGAUUUAAUCCGAUAUGGAAAAACUAAAGAACACGUCAAGCGCCCAAGCUGGCAGCUCGUUUUUGACGUAUCAAAAAGGUGUUUCUAUCAUUUCUAUGCGGUGUCUGUCAUGUGGAAUGGGCUGCUCUUACUAUUCUCCGUACGUUCUGUCGUCAUGAACGAGCCUCUCCCUGAUUGGCUAAUUAACGCGCUGUGGUGUUUGACUGGCAGACCAAGAGCUGCUUGGAACGAGUUACAUCUCUCCAUUCUGCUUUUACAAGUGCUACUAUGGGUCCAUUCCUUCAGACGGCUAUUGGAGUGCCUGUUUGUCAGCGUGUUUUCUAAUGGUGUUAUCCAUGUUGUCCAGUAUGCAUUUGGUUUGGGUUACUAUGUCCUACUUGGACUAACUGUCCUGUGUAUAAAUGCCUCUCUGCCACAAUCGGGGUCUUUGCCUCUUUUUAAUCAGCUCGCAUGGCAUCAUGUAAUUGGGACUCUUCUUUUCAUCUGGGCAUCACUCCUCCAGAACCGGUCCCUCUCACUGCUGGCCAAGAUGAGAACUGACAGCUCAGGUAAAGUAGAGACUCUGGCCCACAAGAUGCCACAUGGGGGCUGGUUUGAGCUGGUCUCUUGUCCACAUUACCUGGCUGAGCUCCUGAUUUAUGUUGCCAUGAGUGUUUGUUGUGGCUGCAGUUCCCUAACCUGGUGGCUGGUGGUACUGUAUGUACUCUGUAACCAGGCACUGGCUGCACAGCUCUGUCAUGAUUACUACAAGAGCAAGUUUGAGACUUAUCCACGUCAACGCAAAGCUUUUAUUCCAUUUGUCCUGUGAUUUUUAUGUAAAAGGCUCUUUUAUAUGGAAAUAAGUAUCUAUUUAAUAAACUACUAACUAAACAAAAACAGACAAUCUUAAUGUCUCCCUUUUAAAUGGGGACAACUGACAUGUUGAUCAUGCAUGUUUAAUGUGCAAGGACAAGGAGGGUAAUACACACAACAUGACCUAAAUGGAGUGUGGCCCUGACACGGAUUGACCUUAGAAGGUGACUGACAGCAGCUGCUUGCUUAUAGACUUAGUUACUAUGAGAUGUCAGCAAAUGACUUAAAAAGGAAGUGGCUUACCACAUGUUAACUACCUGAAAGCAGCUUCCCCGGCAUCUAGAAUUUAAACUUGUAAAAGGAGAGUUUUAAGUUUUAAAGUUUCCUGGCUACUGAUCAAUUCAUAACAGUUUUAUAUGUUUGUUUAUUUUACUUUAAUUACACUUGUAUAUGCACUAGGAUUUUGAACAAACCAUAAGCAAAUACAAAUAAAGAAAGGUUAACAAUAUAAUAGUGGAAAUAAUGAUGGAAUACAAUGGGCAUCUACAAGAUUUUAAAACUUUACGAAUUAGUUUAAAAAAUCUUAAGGUCAGUAUUACAAAACAGUGUAUAGAAGUGUUUAUGUACCCACCAUUGUUCAAACAAUUCACACAGCUUUUAUCUUUUAUUUACACGUAAGCCAACUAUAUGAAUAACGACGAUCAAUAUUUUAAUUUCGUGUAAACAAGAUGCCAUUUGCAAUUGAAGCAAACCAUAUCUAUUACUAUUUCAGCUCGGCUGCUAAUAAUAACAUUGUAAAAAUGUAAGAAGCCAAACUCGUAUUUGUAAAUAAGUGUGGUUACUGAGACAGCGAGAUCCCAAUCUCUCACUUCCCUUUGGCGUUGUAACUCUACCUAUCAUGAAAGUGUUCCUCAUACGUCAUUGACGCUAACGUUUCAACCAAUAGCCUAGCCCAGUUUCACUGACGUAUGUCUCUGCUGUACACGUUUACCUCUCUACUGGCCAAUCGCGGUUAGUUUUCAACCGACAAUUUUGUCUUUGCCUUGGUAUCAGUCUUUCAGCGAAAAUGACCACGGUGGGCUAGCCAGAUCAUAGCGCCGUAACGUUAAUGUAUAUAAAUUAGCCAUUUUAUUAGCUUGAUUUGCAAAGUAUUACCACAGCAGAA